GCGGAGGAGCCGCUGACAGACGGGGGACCGCAGAGGGAGAGCAACUGCAUUCACCGUCAGUUUGAGACUUUUUCACCCAGUUAACAGAAAACACCUGGUCUCCAUGGCAACGGGACGCUUGGUGGAGGUUUACCUGGACCUGCUGUCGCAGCCUUGCAGAGCCGUCCACAUCCUGCUGACCCGCACCAAGAUCCCGCACCGGGUCCACAGCGUGGCUCUGCGGAAAGGGGAACACAGAACCUCGGAGUUCUCCAAGCUGAACCCCAUGCAGAAGGUACCGGUGCUGGUGGACGGCGGCUUCGUCCUCACGGAGAGUGACGCCAUCCUGAAGUACCUGGCCACCACGUUCGACAUCCCUGAACACUGGUAUCCAUGGCAACCGGAGCGACGCGCACGCGUGGACGAGUACAUGGCUUGGCACCAUAGCAACACCAGACCGCACGCUGCCAAGGUGUUCAUACUGGAGGUAAACCUGAAGGUUCUGCUCCCUGCUCAGGUAGGCGGCCCGGUGGACCAGCGCCGCUUGGACCAGGCCCUGUCGGACCUGGACGUCACGCUGGAGCGGCUGGAGUCCAUGUUCCUGCGGCGCCAGCCGUUCCUGUGCGGCGAUGACAUCACCGUGGCCGACCUGCUCGCCGUCUGCGAGCUCAUGCAGCCUCUGGGAAGUGGGCGGGACAUCCUGAAGGACCGCCCCCAGCUACGGCGCUGGAGGAGCCGCGUCCAAUCAGCCGUCGGCGAGUCGUUCGAUGACGCUCACGCCGUGCUGUUUGCCGUCAGAGACCGCCGCCGCGCCAGGCUGUGACAUCACCAAGGGGGCGGAGCCUCUUCAUUAGGACCGGAGCACAGUGGACACUGAUUGGCCGACCUAAUGACGUCAUGUGACAGACCGUGCCUGCCUGGCCCGGUUCUGACCCGGUUCUGAUGAACAAAGAUUAUUGUUUCUGACUGGACCUGGUUCUGACCGGACCCGAUUCCAAUAACUAGUUUCUUUGAUAAUUUUAAGGUUUGAAUAGAAAUAAUUUAGAUUAAAUUAUAAAUAAACUGGAUUAAAUGUUUUAGUCUCUGGUUCCGAGGACCGGACCGGAACAGACCGAUCCUCAGAACCAGAUCCAAUCAGUUCAGACCCGUCCUGGUUCUGAUCUUGGUUUUCUUCAAUGAUUUUAUGUUUUAAAUAAAAACACUGCAGAUGGUU
Molecule: messenger RNA, 1192 nt
Organism: Xiphophorus maculatus (southern platyfish)
Lineage: Eukaryota; Metazoa; Chordata; Actinopteri; Cyprinodontiformes; Poeciliidae
Gene: gstt2
Product: glutathione S-transferase theta-1-like
Exons: 5
Coding region: 104-802 (232 amino acids)
Biological process (GO): glutathione metabolic process
Cellular component (GO): cytoplasm
Molecular function (GO): glutathione transferase activity
Source: RefSeq, a predicted model, not a curated record